AUGCACGCCCUUCCCGCGAGCAGCCGCAGUUCCCUCCUCCACAGCUCCCCAGAGAAGAAGCCCCUCGUCGCAGCACGAGCGGCACCCGCCGCCAUCAUCGGCAGGGCCAGCCCGACCUCGACCACCACCUUCCUCCCACGCCACCGCCCCUGCCCGUCCGCCUGCGAACGAACGCCACGUGCACAGACGUCGGUGCACCUGCCAGCACUCAACACGCGCCUGCGCGGCCAUGUGACCACCUCGGCCACCACCGCCACACCCACGUCAGCCGGCCCCGCCGGCUCGGAGCACCGCAGCAGCGACGGCGGCGGCGACCAGUCCGAGGCGUCGUCAUCGUUGCCGGCCGGCAGCGCUGCCCAUCAUCACGGCGGCGCCGGCGGCCAUUCAUCGCCGCCUCCGCCGCCUGCGGGUGGCGGCGGUGGUGCCGGGUCGACGUUCUUCCUGCGGCUGCGGGAGGGGUUCAUACGGGGGUCCUCCACCGGACAACACGUCGCCGACACCAGCGGCACGGAGGACGAGGUGAUCGAGGACGACGACGAGGAGGACUACGACAACCGGAGAAAGCGACGGCGGACCGCCGCGGGCAUUCCCGACGAUGAGGACAUCAUAUCCGACGACGAGUACCACCACCAGCGACGACGAGGGCGCGCCAAAAAGAAGCGAAAGCGGGACACCACCGCCAACGCCAACGCCAACGCCAACGCCAAGAAGCCGAAGCCGAAGACGACGCGAGAGAAGACGACGAUGGUCACCACGACGACUACCACGGGGAGCGAAGCGAAGGUCAAGGAGCGACUCGCCACUGCCACGUCGAGCACCAGCACCAGCGCCACCACGAGAAGCAGAUCGGAGGCGCGAAAACGACCAGACGCGGAGGGCACGACGGCCACGGCGGCGGCGGCGGCGCACCACCCCAAGCGACGGAAGAAGGCGAGCGCCCGCCCUGCGGCCCCCGAGAAAAAGAGCCCGCGCCCGCGGGAGGAGGCGAUGGCGCCGCUGUCGGUGGUGCGUCAGGUGUUGGAGGAGAGGGACGCCGCGCUGGCCCGCCUCUAUUCCGAGAACCAGCGGCUCAAGCUCGCCCUCCUCGCCCGCUCCUCUUCUGGCGAAACCGGCUUGCCCAUCCACUAA
Messenger RNA from Acanthamoeba castellanii str. Neff, 1128 nucleotides. RefSeq lists its product as uncharacterized. The transcript has 6 exons. Lineage: Eukaryota; Discosea; Longamoebia; Acanthamoebidae. The record is from RefSeq and is a predicted model, not a curated record. The coding region runs from base 1 to 1128 and encodes 375 amino acids.